Molecule: messenger RNA, 3104 nt
Organism: Striga asiatica
Lineage: Eukaryota; Viridiplantae; Streptophyta; Magnoliopsida; Lamiales; Orobanchaceae
Source: the annotation of a GenBank genome assembly
CAAAAAUGGAUAAUACUUUAAUACAUUAUAUUUUUUAAUAUUUCUAAUUUCCAUGCAUUUAUGAUAUUCUGAAAUUUAAAUUUAGGGGUGCUUGUUUUGGAGCUUUCUUGUUUUGGAGCUUUCCAACACCUUGCCUUUCAAGUGACUGACACCUAACUUGAAAAAUACCUUCACACCACCACGCACCACCGUGCCCCACCUCCCAUCUCCACCGCACCACCACCACCGGCCCACCACCAUUGGUUUUCAUCUUCAUCUGGUAAAGGAAAGCUCGGAAAAAACCCAAACCCAUUUGGCAUAUUUGUUCUUUUGUGCGUAUUGAAUCGGAAAAUCUCUGCAUUUGGCAGUGGUUAAGAUGGAUAAGAGGAGUUGGCCUUGGAAGAAGAAGUUGUCUGAUAAGCAAGGAGCUGAUAAAGCAGCUGCUUCAGAAUUGGAUGCAGCUCUAGCCGAAAAGGAAAAACAAGAAGCCAGUAAAAAGCCAAAGUAUGUCCAAAUCUCCAUGGAAUCAUACACCCAUCUAAUCGGACUUCAAGAUCAAGUCAAGUUGUACGAAGAGCAAGUCCAGAGCUUAGAGGAUGAAGUAAAAGAGAUGACCCAAAAACUCUCCUUAGCCAACACCGAAAUGACUAACAAAGAAAAUCUCGUCAAACAACACGUCAAGGUCGCCGAGGAAGCUGUCUCAGGUUGGGAAAAGGCAGAAGCUGAAGCCGCAGCUUUGAAAACCCACCUCGAAUCUGUCACGCUGCUGAAGCUCACGGCCGAGGAGCGUGGGUCCCACCUGGACGGGGCUCUAAAAGAGUGCAUGCGCCAAAUACGCAAUUUAAAAGACGACCACGAAAAAAAACUGCAGGACCUAAUCCUGAGCAAGCAGAAUCUUUUCGACAAGACGAAGCUCGACAUGGAAUCCCGCAUCGCUGACCUGGACCGAGACCUGGUGAUGUCAGCAGCCGAAAACGCCGCGCUCUCGAACGCGCUCGUCCAGCUCAGCGAAGAGAAAUCUCGAGCCGAGGCAGAGAUCGAGACACUCGAGAGGAAAAUCGAGUCGUGUGAGAAGGAAGUGAGCUCGCUCAAAUACGAGCUUUAUGUUGCGCAGAAGGAAGUCGAGAUUCGGAAUGAAGAGAAGAACAUGAGCGUUCGGUCUGCUGAGGUGGCGAACCGUCAGCAUCUCGAGGGGGCGAAGAAGAUCGCGAAGCUCGAGGCCGAGUGCCAGAGGCUUCGUGGGCUUGUGAGGAAGAAGUUGCCAGGCCCAGCUGCCCUUGCCCAGAUGAAGCUCGAGGUUCAGAGUCUGGGCCCAAACUCGGCCCAUUUUCCUGAGUUCGGUUCACAAAAGUAUCUCAAGGAGAAUGAGCUUCUUACGGAACGUUUGCUUGCAACGGAGGAAGAAAUGAAGAUGCUUAAGGAGGCUCUUGCAAAGCGUAACAGCGAGCUGCAGGCUUCUAGAAGCUUGUACGCGAAAUUGGAAGCAGAAAUUCAGGCGAGUGGCGAGCAGAAGAGUGAAAAGAAUGUGGAUAGUCCGAACAAGUCUGAAUAUGCGAGUAGAAGUAAUGAUCUUGACCUGAUGGAUGAUUUUGUGGAGAUGGAGAAGUUGGCUUAUUUGUCGAAUGUGGAUUUGGAUAAUAAUAGUAAUACUGGCAAAAGUGGGCCCGAGCUUUUGAAUAAUGAAGUUCUGGUUAAGCUCUUUGUCGAACUGCAGUCGAAGAUAUCCAUGGUACUCGACUCGAUUUCUCAUGAAAAAGAGAGGGAAAAAGUUGCAGAGGACAUUAGACGUGUGGUGCAUGAUUUGCAUGAAACUAUGAGAUUCCAAACGGUUUGUGUCAGUCAAGAAUUACAAACUGCCAUCGAUCAUAUUUACAAUUUCAUAACAAUUCUAGGGAAAGAAGCUAAGGCUACUGUCCCCGGAGGACUGAGCGAAAAACUCGACACUUUCACUGCCAAGUACAGUGAAGAGGCCAAAUAUAGCGAGAUUAAUUCAAAUGAAUUUGUUCUGGACAUAUCUGGUGUGCUGAAUAAGGCGAGCGAGCUCCAUUUCAACGUAUUGGGAUUCAGAGGCUCUGAAGUGGAAACUGGCAAUUCGGAUUGUAUAGACAAGAUUGUUCUCCCAGAGAACAAACCCGUUUCAAAUUCUUUAGAAAAGCUAUAUUCGUCAAACAGCUGUGCCCGUUUUUCAGAUUCAUCAUCCGAUGAAGGGAAUCUUGUCCCGAUUUCUGAGUCAACAGCUGCCCCAUGUAAGUGGUCAAUGGAGGAGUUUGACCAGUUGAAAACGGACAAAAAUAACCUUGCGGAUGAGCUUGCUCGAUGCAUGGAGAAUUUUGAGAGUACGAGGUCUCAGUUGCUAGAAACAGAACGGGUUUUGGGUGAGGUGAGGUCACGGUUGACUUUGGCUGAGAAGUCAAACAGUUUGGCCGAGACACAGCUCAAAUGCAUGGCCGAGUCUUACGAAUCACUUGAAACGCAUGCGGAUGAACUGAAGCAUGAAGUAAGUGUCCUUCAAGGGAAGAUAGAAAGUUUGGAAGGUGAGUUAACAAAAGAGAAAAAGUGUCACGAGGAGGCAGUUAAAAGAUGCAAAGAUCUUCAAGGGCAGCUCGAAAGGAUUGAUUAUUCAGUAGCAGCUGAGAAUGAUGACAAAACUAGCCAGGAGAAAGAGCUAGCAGCUGCAGCUGAAAAGCUGGCCGAGUGUCAACAAACUAUUUUCCUUCUCGGCAAACAGCUUAAGGCCCUUCGUCCACAAACCGAGACCUUAACUCCUCUAAACAACGCAAGAAGUGAAAAUGUUUUUCGGGAGGAACCAACCAUAAGUGGCACUGAAAAUUUGCAAGAAUUUACCGAAUUAUCUGAACCUGAUACUUCCCAUUUACAUACAGCUGGAUCUGAGUCUCCCAUGAACCCAUUCAACUCCACAUAUACUCAAUCAAACUCCGAAGCUAACAACUUUAUGAGAUCACCAAUUAGCUCAAAGUACCCUAAACACCGCCCCACAAAAUCGGGCUCGUUUACCAGAUUCUUUUCCACCAAAGGGAAAAAUUAGCCCUUUAACGUACUCCGAUUAAAAAGAAGAAGAAAAAAAGAAAUGAUGAAUUGGUUGAACUAGCUUUACAGUUAUUUUU